This is a messenger RNA of Aspergillus glaucus CBS 516.65, 1086 nucleotides long. RefSeq names its product D-isomer specific 2-hydroxyacid dehydrogenase family protein. Bases 1 to 1086 code for a protein of 361 amino acids. The transcript has 4 exons. NCBI's taxonomy places the organism in Eukaryota, Fungi, Ascomycota, Eurotiomycetes, Eurotiales, Aspergillaceae. The record is from RefSeq and is a predicted model, not a curated record. Gene Ontology annotation, molecular function: NAD binding.
AUGGGAGAGGUAGCAUUCGAAAAGACAGAGCGCCUGCUCGUCACUUUCUUCAAAGAAAUCCCCGCUCCGCUGGUCGCGCGUAUCGAGCGCCAGUUCCCUGAGGCCGAGGUCACUAUUUACCAGUCCCAGAAAGGCGUUCCUGUUCCAAGAGCGUUAUGGCAAAAUGCGACGCUGGUUUGCACAUUUACCGAUCUUCCGGAUCUUGAGGAUGCUGGCAACAUUAAGUUGAUCCAUACUGUGUCUGCUGGAAUCGACCACUUCGUCCACCACCCUAUCAUCCAGAACUCUACCAUCCCCAUCAGCACCAGUUCCGGCAUCCACGGUCCUCCCAUGGCAGAAUGGACCGUAAUGAAUUGGUUGACCUCUGAGAGGAAGUUCCUUCAUUUGCGUGAAGCACAGAAGCAACACAUCUGGGGAGAUGUCGAGGAGUACAUGCCCACUUGCACCGAUCAGGUCGGGAAGAAAGUGGGCAUUCUGGGAUAUGGGAGCAUUGGUCGACAGAUCGCAAAGGUAUCCGCAGCCCUUGGAAUGACCGUUCAUGCAUACACAGCGUCCCCGCGGCCAACCCCCUCCUCGCGACGCGACACCGGCUAUAUUGUCCCCGGCACCGGCGACGCAGAUGGCACAAUCCCAGUCUCCUGGCACCACAGCAUAGACAAAGCAUCCAUCCAUUCAUUCCUCUCCCUCGGUCUCGAUCAUCUGGUUAUCUCCCUCCCAUUAACCCCGCAAACCACCCAUCUCAUCGGCGCAGAAGAAUUCGCCCUCCUUACCGCCAACAGCACCCAUCCCUUCAGCAAGCCGUAUGUGACCAACAUUUCGCGCGGGAAGGUCAUCGAUCAAGACGCGCUGAUGGAAUCGCUCAAGUCUGGGGAAUUGGGCGGUGCUGCGCUGGAUGUGACGGAUCCUGAACCUUUGCCGGCGGAUCAUCCGUUGUGGGAUGUGCCGGGUGUGCAGAUUAGUCCGCAUGUAAGCUCUUUGGGAAAGGAGUAUUUCCCAAGGUCGUUGGAUAUUCUCCGAGUUAAUCUGGAUAGGUUGAAGGAGGGAGAGGAGUUUGUAAAUGAGUACAAGCGGGGGAAGGGAUAUUGA